UUCAACUUUUUGACUCUUCUUCCCCUCGGCCUGGUACAGCAGUUUUCACUCCGUAUUUCAGGAUGUUGGUCAUCGUUCUGGUUCUGGUUACAAUGAUGAUUUGCGCAGGUUAUGUGGAGAAUUUAAGCUACGAUUCUAGCUGCAGGACUCCAGAAAAAAUCCACUCAAGAAAGGUUAGCAUUGGCACUUGCAUCGCCUCUUGUUUGGAACUAGAUUCUCAGGCAGCUCGUUGCAGCUUUAACCCAACCACAGGAAAAGCUAUCGAAAAAUAUGACAAUCUGCAGAAAGAUGGAUGUCCUAAGUGCUACCUCGCUUUGCAAAAUUAUCAAACCUACAAGGUUGCGGUUGGCUUAUUUGAGCACCGUUGGGCGUCAAUCUGCGAGAAGAGGAUUAAUUUUGGUGCAGUGGCCAUAAGCGCUGAUUUUGAUACAUCAUCAAUGGUAUGUGGCAUGAUACGGACUAACAUUAAGCAUUGGCUGCCAAAUGAUUACAACGAGGUCCGGUGCAUCAUCGAGGGCUUGCCUGAAGGCUAUCAAAAGUUGGGCAGACUUCGUUUGAUGGUGUACAAGAGCGAGUGCAGCAAGGAUUUCUUCUUCUGCUCCACCGACACCCCCAGGUCACUGAAGAGGUCUUUCCUGGGUGCAGAGUUAAAUGUGAACCAAACCACCGUAUAUCAAAACGGCACUUGCGCCUUUUUCGAGUUUAAGAUGCAGCAAAAAAAGGCUGUUGACGUAAAGUUAAAAACUGCAGAUUGCAAGGAAAGAGCUUUUUUGAUUUGUGAGUCCAAUGAAUGAAUUUUAAAACCGAGUUCUAUUAUAUAUGCGGCGCAGUUUUAAUUAUUAUUUCCUAACACCUUGCUAUAAAACAUUGCAAAAUCAGCAGGAUGUUCAUAGCCACCAUUGAAUCGACAAUUUGCGUGGAAAAUCCCGACGAGGCUGCAGCCACACGAUUCUCCGCACAUCCGAAAUCGGCCUGUGUGGGCUGCGGAGUGCAAUAACUCUGGCAAAUUACCCGCCCGCUCUCCAAUUUCAAGUGCCAUUUUUUGCCUGCGCGACCAGCCUAAUUGUGAUGUGUGUGCAAUAUACACACUCACACACGCGCGGAAUAAAUCAAGCGCAUAUUAACCAAAGUGUGCACAUUAUGCCGUGCGCAGAGCAAAUCGGGAGAGAUGAAAAGAGGCCGAUUAGAACAAAUUUGGUGAAUCGACAGACACGCUUGAAUGCGAAUCGAAACACUAAUAUACAGAUGGUGGCCGGUUCAUUUUUAUUAUUGCGCGCGGCAGAUUAUCUCGCUAGGCAAAAACCCACUCAGUCAGGCACUUCACUUUCCUGGGACCUAUUAUAGCCCUGUGAAAAAACGUUCUUUAUUCAAUCGACCGCACACACGC
Molecule: messenger RNA, 1387 nt
Organism: Cloeon dipterum
Lineage: Eukaryota; Metazoa; Arthropoda; Insecta; Ephemeroptera; Baetidae
Exons: 8
Coding region: 63-794 (243 amino acids)
Source: RefSeq, a predicted model, not a curated record